CUUGUUGCGAGGUGACAGAUGAAGCAAUAUGAUGACAAAUGCCGUGUUUGAGCAUUGAAUCUCUCGGAUUAUUCAGGUGAAGAUGUUCAGCCGCGUACUUGGGAAGACCUUGGGGUUUGUGGGCUACACCAUCCAGUAUGGGUGCAUUGCACACUGCGCCUUCGAGUACAUCGGAGAGAUUGUGGUGUGCUCUGGCCCAUCAAUGGAGCCCACCAUUGUCAACAAAGAUGUUGUUUUCUCAGAGCGAAUGACUCGGCAUCUUUGCAAAAUACAAAAGGGUGAUAUUGUGAUUGCAAAAAGCCUAUUUGACCCCAAUAUGAAUGUUUGUAAAAGGAUAAUUGGAUUGGAAGGUGACAAAGUCUGCAUGAGUGGUCCCUCAAAUCUUUUCAAGACCCAAACAUAUGUGCCAAAAGGCCAUGUAUGGCUAGAAGGUGAUAACCUUACAAACUCUACUGACUCAAGGAGCUAUGGGCCAGUUCCUUAUGCACUCAUCCGAGGGCGUGUUUGCUUGAAGAUUACUAUGACCUGGAUGAUGAAGAAUCCUCACAGACAUAUGGAAAAGUUAUAAUUUUUAGCAAUCAAGUUUGUAUGUUUAAUUGAUAUUGUGUCAGUAAGUUAAAAAUGACUUGGGCAAUUAUGCUAUUAGGCUGACAAAAUUUUCUUUGCGAUGCAAAGAAACUGAAGAGUUUGUCAUUUUCUGUAAAUGUCUCAAUGAAUGUGACACAAGUCCAUCCUUGAUUUUGAAGUCCUCUUUUUCUUUUCAUUGUUUAGUCUUCCAGUGGUCUGUUUUUAUUUUGUAUUUUUUUUUACAGAUUAUAGAUUUAUAUGUUGAAGUGUCACACUAGUUAACUUGAGUUUCAUUAGAAAAUUCAAUAUAUUUAUGUUUUGGUUUAGGUGUUGAUACCUCCAUUAUUUUUUUUCAUUUCAUUUAUAUAUAUUUUUUUCCCAAGCUGCAAUAGCCAUUUUGAGCCCCUUUGAAAGACAUGAGUCAGUUGGAAGUUCAAAGCAAGUGUGUCCGAUUGACCAAAGCCUGGACAACAUAUUGUCUAGCUUUCCAUUCUGCUAUGUUGUCAUGUCACUGGAUGUCAUAGCAACCACGACCCCGGAAACAGGUCAGCCAACCUUCUGUCCAUCUGAUUGGACAGCGGCACUCCACUGGAGGGCCUACUGCGACAGCUGAUAAAAUAACAAGAUCUUGUUUAAAGUCUCACACGUCAUUAAGUAGGCAUAUUAGCAAAUGUGUCGAGCAAAUUGUUAGAGUUGUAAUGAUAAUAAGUCUCCCAUUGAAUGUUUUUCUUGUCUUUGCCCUGAACAGCUCUGGCCCCCAGAUAGUUUUGGGACCCUCAGUGAAAGUCCAACCAGGCGGUUUGUGAAAGAUCAGGAUGA
Messenger RNA from Phycodurus eques (leafy seadragon), 1386 nucleotides. It is a transcript of the gene immp1l, whose product is annotated as inner mitochondrial membrane peptidase subunit 1. The transcript has 6 exons. Lineage: Eukaryota; Metazoa; Chordata; Actinopteri; Syngnathiformes; Syngnathidae. Gene Ontology annotation, cellular component: mitochondrial inner membrane peptidase complex; membrane. The record is from RefSeq and is a predicted model, not a curated record. Bases 83 to 568 code for a protein of 161 amino acids. Gene Ontology annotation, molecular function: serine-type endopeptidase activity.